AAACCGAAAACAUUAGCUUAGCUCGUGUUAGCUUAGCGGACCAGUCAUUAACCUGCUGUGUUUGUCAAACCGACCAGUUUAACACAAAACGCCACAAAAACAUGGGAAAGUUAGUUGCUUUUAUACCCGUUUUAACGCUUCUGUGGGCAUUCUGGCAAAGUGCAGAAGGAAACAAAGGCUAUUCAUACGCAGAUUGCACCUAUGUGAAAGGAGACAGUGCCCACGAGUAUUCUGGGAGUCGGUGUUUCUGUUACAGACCUGGUACAGUAAUCAAAUGGAAGGACAUCUGGUCCACCUUCAAGGUAAAUGUUACGAGUGAUAAGGAUGUCUUCGUCGUGUUCCCAAUGGAGACGGGAAAUUGCCACCAUCCUGAUGGUCUUUUGACUGUUAUUAACUGCUUUAUUGAAAACUACUGGCCUUCCGCUAUCCAAAGGGAGAAGUCUUUGGACAUUCCUCUGGUUGAUGAAGAUGUCUGCUUCAUGACCAAGUCACCUAGAAGCAAUACUGAGUAUACACUACACGUCUCCAACAAAAGGUUAAACAGAAUGUGCUUCCUGCUUUUUGUGUGUGGGCUGGUGCUGUUCUUCGGAGCGGGAAACAUAUGCAGGAGCUCACUGUUCUUCUACACCACUGGAGUUACACUAGGAGUCAUCUCCACGUUUGUUUUCCUGGCGCUCGUGAUCCGGAACUUCGUACCAACGCGAGGGCUGUUUCUGGUGUUGUUGGGCGCUGGCUCUGGUCUGUCCUACAUGGGGAUCCAGAGGGUGUUAAACGAAUGGGAUGACAUCGUGACUGAGCACUGGAUGGAAUUACUGGUUUAUGUGCUCAUAUCCGGCUUAUUUAGCUUUGCUGUAUGCUAUAAACAUGGCCCCAUCACCAACAAACGCACGCUCAACUUUAUGACCUGGUGUAUGCAAGUAGUAGGCGUGGUUUUGGUGUACUAUGGGAUCACAUUCCCCCCCGCCUGCUACAUAUUGAUCAUGUUCCUGUUGUUCUGGAAGAUUCUGCCCUUGGCCUGGAGCCUUCUGUACUUGGUCUUGAGCCUUCUGAUGUGGAUUUGCAGUCUCUUUUACUCAUUCCCGGGCUUGUUCUGGAGGAAGAAACGGACCAAGGUCAAGCUACUGACUGAGGAGGAGUACAGAGAGCAGGGAGAGAAGCACACCAGAGCCUCUUUGGAUGAAUUACGGGAACACUGUAACAGGCCUGGCUUUCCCGCAUGGGAAACUGUGUUGAGGCUCAGAUCGCCGCAUAGGUAUGCAGAGUUUCUGCGCGGUGGCAGCCACAUCACUCAAGAGGAGCUUCAGAAUCACGAGAAUCAGUAUGGGUUUGGCGGGGCGUACUUUGAAAACAUGCUCUUUAACAGCAGCUCCAGCGAAAAUCAGUCGCACAAAGGAGAAGCAGAGGACGAUAGCGAAGACGAGCUGGAGAGAAACAGUCCUCCCACCCAAAAUAACAUCCCCAGUCCUGAUGUAUAUACUCCACCUGUCUGCCCGUAUCCCCUCGUCACCUACAACCCUCAGCCAGAACCCAUGGAUCCAGAAGAACAGGAUUUCUUUUAAAACGAUCGGAUGAGUGAUUUUAUGUUCAGUUUAUGUUCAGAGACUUUUUGAAUUGUAAAAUAUUUUUAGGAAGGAAUGACUCUAAGGAACUAUACUAGGUCCGUAAGGAUUUUAAAACUACUCUUUAGCUCUCAUUUGUGUUUAAAUUAUCUCUUUCAGACAGCGUGGGCUGUUAUUUUUUUUUUAGCAGGAGUUUGUAUUCUCAUACUCAAGAGAUGCGGAGCUGGGAAUAAGACUUUAUUGCACCUACCGUAUGUUAAUAGAUAGUGACUGUGCUGCUCUCAGGUAUAUCAGAUCAUCAGGACAUCAUUGCUAAUACAUUUCCCUCAUGCUCAAGACAAUGACUCGACAUAUACAGUACCACAGCGUUUAUGUAAUUUAAGGAGACGGUGUCCUCUAGUGUUUGUUAAAGGAACUUCACGUAUAAAUUGUUUCUGUUUAUUCGUCCUCAUUUUAAGACCGUAUAAAAACAGAUUUUAAUCCAGAACUACUUGGAACAAGUAGAGGACGUUUAGCAGAAUCUGUAAAAGUAAAAAGUAUCAUAUAGUGAUUCUAUACAUCACAUUCUAUAUAUCAUAUACUGUUUCUAAAAGCUCCAAAACUGACAUCAAAGCAUCUUUAUGGAUCGCUCGUUGUUUUAAUUUUUCUGACGUCAUGCGAUCGAAUGCUGUGUUCAUAGUACAGCAGGACGUAUCAUUAUUAAAUGGCAACUUGCUUUUAGGUCUCUUUAUCACACAAAGCAUUCCGUGGUGUUAGUUUUUCGUUGUUUUUUUAAUGGAAGUAUGAGCUAGAUAAUGAGUUAACUUUUCUGCUUUUUUUUUUUUUUUUUUUUUUUUUUUUUUAUCACCUAUUGGAUAACCGAUAUCUAAAAUGAGGCAUUCAACAUGACUAGGUUUAUUAUCUUUUUUGCCAUUUUUGGAGCUGACGAAUUAUGGUUAUAGGAAACCUCAAGGGACAUUGCGAUUUAAAAAGCUUGUUUUUUUUGGGAGAAUGCAAAGGCAAAAUUUUGAUGAACGAAUGAAAAGUUUCUUUUGGGAGCACAAAAUAUCACUGAAAUAUCUGAGAAAUUUUCAAAACAGUUCUUUGCUUUUUAUUGAACUUUUAUCCGAAGGAUCUGUUUUUAAACACAUUUCAAGUUUUUACAGCCUUUUAUACUGCCAUCUAAUUAAAUUAAAAAAUUAAAUAUUCUCAACCAGAA
Puntigrus tetrazona (Sumatra barb) is the source of this 2757-nucleotide messenger RNA. It is a transcript of the gene nemp2, whose product is annotated as nuclear envelope integral membrane protein 2. The transcript has 9 exons. Bases 102 to 1559 code for a protein of 485 amino acids. Gene Ontology annotation, cellular component: nuclear envelope. The record is from RefSeq and is a predicted model, not a curated record. NCBI's taxonomy places the organism in Eukaryota, Metazoa, Chordata, Actinopteri, Cypriniformes, Cyprinidae.